AUGCGCACCAUACUAGCUUUAUUGGCCGUUGGGCUAGCUGCCGUUGCAGCAUCACCAACACCUGGAAGGAUUGUUGGAGGUUCGGUAACAUCCAUCAACCAAUAUCCCAUGGCCGUGUCUAUGCUCUACGCUUUCUCUGGAUCGAAUCAUCGCCAGGCUUGCGGAGGCAGCAUCCUAAACAACAGAUCUGUUCUCAGUGCCGCUCACUGCACCCACGGUGACCCAGCCAGUCGCUGGCGUAUGCGUGUAGGCUCCACGAACGCUAACAGUGGUGGUCUUGUUCUCAACUCUGCAAGAAUCAUCAACCACCCCCAGUACAAUACACGCACUACUGACAACGACGUGUGUGUUAUUCAAGCAGCAAGCAAUAUAGGCAGCAGCGCCACUAUUCGCCCCGGAAAUAUUGCUGGUGCAAACUACAACCUGCCUGAUAACGCGGCCGUUUGGGCCAUGGGAUGGGGCCGUACUUCCUUUGGAGGCCAAUCAUCUGAAGCUCUCCGCCAUGUUCAAAUCUGGGUCGUCAAUCAAGCAGUAUGUAGACAGAAUUACGCCAGUAUUGGUGGUACCAUUACUGACAACAUGUUGUGCUCCGGCUGGAUCAACGUAGGAGGUCGCGACCAGUGCCAAGGGGACUCCGGUGGUCCUCUGCUCCACAACAACGUCAUCGUCGGCGUGUGCUCCUGGGGACACGAAUGCGCUCGUCCUCGAUUCCCUGGUGUCAAUGCCCGCGUCUCUCGCUACACCAACUGGAUCCGUAACAAUGCUUAA
Pararge aegeria (speckled wood butterfly) is the source of this 768-nucleotide messenger RNA. RefSeq names its product trypsin, alkaline A-like. The record is from RefSeq and is a predicted model, not a curated record. Bases 1 to 768 code for a protein of 255 amino acids. Gene Ontology annotation, molecular function: serine-type endopeptidase activity. Gene Ontology annotation, biological process: proteolysis. The transcript has 4 exons. Lineage: Eukaryota; Metazoa; Arthropoda; Insecta; Lepidoptera; Nymphalidae.